AGGCUCCGCCAUCUUCUGGUCGGUUCCCCCUCUCCGGGCCUACGACUUCUUCAACAAGAUCUCCUUCGACCUCCCGGGAUCGGAGGAGGCGCAGGUGAGCAUCUCUUCGAUGUGCCUAAGUUGGCCCGACGAGUGCAAGCUCUUCGUGGGCACUGAUCGAGGAGCCAUCGCUUGCAUUGACAUCACUGUGGUGGUGGAGAGUGCGCGGCGGCAGCGCGAAGAGAUCUUGAGGCGGAAGGAGUCGGGAGAGGCAGCAGAGGUGAUCAGCGGCCGUAUUUUCGACUCACUGCCUCGGCCCGUGAACUCUCCAGAGUAUGUGUUCACAUUGGAGAGCAACUGGAAGGUCGAGAAGGCACACAGCUUGAGCGUGGAAUCCAUUUUCUUUUGUCAGCGACAACCCUCCGUGUUGAUGACGUUGGGUGCCGACAAUUGCCUUCGGAUUUGGGACCAUGCGACCGGUGAGCCGCUUGGCUCCUUGGAGCAGGGCUUGCCUGAGGGCUUGAUCUACGAGCGCAGCACUGAGUGGUCCUUCCCGCUGGAUCCCUAUCUACAGAUCCAAUCCGACACUACGGCCCUAAUUGAAGCCUCAGAGGUGGAGAUGGGCGAAGGCGAUGCCGGCGACACCAAGCUGAGGAGACUCUCGGAGAACCAGACCAUGCCCUCCGGGAGGCAGAUGGAAGACCACAUCACUGAGCUGGUGAAGAAGGAUCGUCGACGAUCGUUGUUGCAGUCCAGUUCAUGCCCUGCCUUGGCGAGCAAGGGCAAACAGCUCAGCGAGUUCUUAGCGGCUCCCACGCAGGACUUCUCUCACGCAGAGCCGAGAUAUCUGCAGAAUCGAAGGGACCAAAAGACGGAGGACUGGUAUGCGGGCUCUUUUGCCCGAAGCUUCGCUCUGCCCAAGUUGGAGAGUGGCUUAAAUCGCCCUCCGGAGCCAAAGAAGCUGGUCGAGGCAGCCCGGCAACUGGCGAAGUCCUUGGGCCUAGGCCGGAAGAGCAGCGACGUGCCGUGAUCGAACGGGCCAUCGAAAGGCCCGUGCUCAGAGCAAAAGAGGUGAGCUGGCAAUCUUCAGCUAUGGUGGCACCCGGUUUGAAGAUCGAUGACUCUGAAAGUUGGAUCUGAAGCUGUGCCUUUCAGUUUUUGGUUCGAACUGAUUGGGUUUGGGCGGUUGCUCAGGGGGAAACCACCUUGCCAGUAGGAUUGGUCUCACAUUCAGAGAGAAGAUCAUCCUAUCGC
Molecule: messenger RNA, 1233 nt
Organism: Durusdinium trenchii
Lineage: Eukaryota; Dinophyceae; Suessiales; Symbiodiniaceae
Source: the annotation of a GenBank genome assembly